AACUUCUUUGCGCGCGUUGAGGGUAAAAUUUCAAGGUCGCGUCACAAUAAUAAUAAUAUGAGCGUCACAAUAAUCAUAAUAUGAGCGUCACAUUAAAGGACGCAUAUAUGUACGUAGUCGGAGAGAAAAAGAUAAAGAUAUAAAGGAAAACUAUACUUUUACACUAUAGAAAUGUUAUUUUCAUGUGCGCAUGCGUUGUAUUUUAGACUGUAGGUACACUGCUCUUAAAUAUUAUUAUUAUUAUGUAUUUUAUAACCUCGUGUUUGUUUAUACUGUUUUAUUCAUUCAGAUAUUUUUAUAGUAACUAGUGGUAAAUAUUUAUUGUUCGUUGACAGUUAAUAAGAAAUCCUUGUUGAUCAAGCAGUUGUUCGCAAAAAUUUAACUACAUACAUUGAUCAACAAUCUAUUAGCUGCACUCCGAUGUCACCUAGAAAAAAACGUAAAACACCAGCAGAACGUACUCGUGAAUAUAGAGCUCGGAAGAAGGCCCGAGAAAAUCCUGCAAAUCCAGAGCCAUCUUGCCCUACGUCGAUUGAUGUUCAAGUUGAAGUACAUCAGGAAAAUUCUGUUUCGGAUCCACCAAGAAAGUCAAAAACACCAGCAGAACGUAGUCGUGAGUAUAGAGCCCGGAAGAAGGCCCUAGAAAAUUCUGCAAUUUCAGAGCCAACCUGCUCUACGUCGAUUGGUGUUCAAGUUGAAGUACAUCAAGAACAUUCUGUUUUGGAUCCACCAAGAAAGUCAAAAACACCAGCAGAACGUAGUCGUGAGUAUAGAGCCCGGAAGAAGGCCCUAGAAAAUUCUGCAAUUUCAGAGCCAACCUGCUCUACGUCGAUUGGUGUUCAAGUUGAAGUACAUCAAGAACAUUCUGUUUUGGAUCCACCAAGAAAGUCAAAAACACCAGCAGAACGUAGUCGUGAGUAUAGAGCCCGGAAGAAGGCUCUAAAAAAUUCUGCAAUUUCAGAGCCAACUUGCUCUACGUCGAUUGAUGUUCCAGCUGAAAUACAUCAAGAAAAUUCUCUUUCGGAUUUACCAAAAACGUCAAGAACACCAGCCGACCGUAGUCGUCAGUAUAGAGCUCGGAAAAAAUCUACGAUGGUCCUUAAAAACUCAGUACUAAAUGCUCCAUCUACUGAAACCUUUUCAACAGAUAAUCCGUGUACUAGGGAUCAAGAGGGUGCAAUUUUAUCUGAAGCAGAUUUUAUUAUUAGAGACAUUCCAAAUACUACAACGACGCCAAGUAUCAACAACGUUACGAGUGGCUUCCAGGCUAAUGAUUUGCGUGUACCUUAUUCUACUUUUUAUCAUCAUAAAAAAGCUCAUGAAGAGUUUAAGACUAAAUUCAUCAAAAUCCGUUCGGACAUAUUUGCUUAGUCUGUGAUAGGUUGUGGUUUAAAAGAGAUCUCAAAUCUGCAUCUAAUCAACAUUAACAGAUUUUAAAUACAAUUCUUCCUCUUACAUCUAUAGAGAAGAUUGCUUUAUGCACUACGUGCUUUACAUCAUUGAAUAAAGAUAAAAUUCCAAUGAUGUCAGUGUAUAA
Molecule: messenger RNA, 1537 nt
Organism: Cotesia glomerata
Lineage: Eukaryota; Metazoa; Arthropoda; Insecta; Hymenoptera; Braconidae
Product: muscle M-line assembly protein unc-89-like
Exons: 2
Coding region: 421-1371 (316 amino acids)
Source: RefSeq, a predicted model, not a curated record